This is a messenger RNA of Aspergillus nidulans FGSC A4, 1419 nucleotides long. RefSeq lists its product as uncharacterized. The record is from RefSeq and is a predicted model, not a curated record. NCBI's taxonomy places the organism in Eukaryota, Fungi, Ascomycota, Eurotiomycetes, Eurotiales, Aspergillaceae. Bases 1 to 1419 code for a protein of 472 amino acids. The transcript is spliced from 2 exons.
AUGGCUGAAGAGUUGCCAACCAACCCCCCAACCUCGUUUUCGCACGAGUUUGGCUUGAUGGGUGAUGAGAAUUACCUUACCGGUUAUCUCCUUGAAACCCCUCGGAGGUGGCAUGUGAAGACCACACUUUCAGAACGACAGGGACCUACUUCGCCAUCUUUAAUUCAAAACCGUUCGCGCACGCUUGACCGUUUCAGCGACGGUGACGACUAUAAGAGGUUGCUCUUUACAUUCCCCAUGUUAUAUUCGGAUUCAACAUUGGAGAGGGACCCUUUUUUUGACGGUCGCGGGAUGCCGUUAAACCCAAAUAAUACGCCAAUAUCCCGAAGCGGUUGUCAGUCUGAAACUGGAUCUAUUGGAAAGGACAAGCAGGAUGUACACUCGCCCGCUAAGUAUGAUAAGCACGUUAAUCAAUCAAGUGAUGCAGUCGCGCACGGUGACGAUCCUCUUACGUCUCAUUCCAACAGUCGUGAGAAGGUGUCCAAACCGCCCAAACCGCCCAAGCCACCCUUUCUCGCCAACAUCAAUAUUUCGACUCAAGCCGACUUAGAGAACAUUGAGCCCUCCCUCCGAGCUGUGCCACAGCAGAGGGCCGAUGACAGACGUCCCAUGCUAGAGACGCUUUAUCGAUCAUUACCUUCACGCGUUGCCAGUAGGAAGUUUGACCAACCUGUCGAGCCCGCUGUCGCCGAGCUAACGCCAGAAAAGCAUCCUGCGCGGCUCAAGCAGUCUUGGAAUACUGGCCGUAUUGUCCCUGGUCGGUAUUUUCCUCGACCGUUCACGCCUCGGGAGCUAGAGGUCCUAGGCAUUCCAUUAAACAAUCCAGGCAUGCCAUUUCCAGCCCCUAUACCGACAAUAGACAAGCUUCCUCUCCGCCGGGGUAUCAUAUGUUUUGACUGGAAGCUAGCAGACCAAUAUCCGAAUGAUAUUGAUAGCUUUCCUGCCACAGAGAAGAAACACACUGCCCUCCCCCAAGGGUCUUGGAAAACUUUACGGCGAAUCCCACAUAAACUUCCCUCGCCCAGGCAGCUCACACAAACUGCCUUGUAUUAUCUAACCCCGUGGAAACAGUUCACACUUAAGCAAAACCCGAGCUUGCGGAUGACAAUCACCAUUCCGUUUGCUUCAAAAAGCGAAACAUUCGCCGUGGAGCAAGACCAAGUCUUAAUUCCUGGCCUUGUUGAUGGGGCAUACGUGCUUCAGUUCAAUCUUGUUUUGCCGUUACUUCUUGUUUAUCAGACUACGAGACUUACAGCUGCCAUCCGCAGAUGCAUGAGUCUCAGAGUCGCCGCUAUUGCAGCUUCCACCGUGCGGGCCAUCUUAGUUACCCUAAUUCGAUGGGUACUUUUUGUAUUCCGCGUUGAGGUUACCGUGGAGCUAAGGCAGUUCCACGAAUACACGAAGUGCACGGCAUACUAG